CUGCUGCUGGCAGAUCCACCAUGUGGGAACUAACAGUCCUGCUGCUCCUGGUUCCAAGCAGUGGGCAAGCUGCUACUGUAGAGAAGCCCGUAUUGUCUCUACACCCACCCUGGACCACAAUCUUCAAGGGGGAAAAGGUAACCUUGCGGUGUGAUGGGUACCACCCGCUGCUCCUGGAGCUUCGACCCAUUAGCACUCUCUGGUAUUUGGGCCACCUACUCCUGCCUUCUUAUAAGAAGAGCAUCGAGGUGCACACGCCAGGGGUGUAUAGAUGCCAGACACGCGGCGCACCUGUCAGUGACCCCAUCCACCUCUCGGUAUCUAAUGACUGGCUGAUCCUGCAAGUGCCCUAUGCUGCCGUGUUCGAGGGCGAGCCGCUGGUCUUGCGCUGUCGCGGUUGGUACGACAAGAUCGUCUACAAACUUCAUUACUACCACGACGGCCAACCCGUGCGCUACUUCCACUCCAGCGCCAACUACACGGUGCCCCAGGCUCGCGCCAGCGACAGCGGGCGCUACCAGUGCUCCGGUACCAUGCGCGUUCCCGUGGAAAGCGCGCCCAUGUUCUCCGCCAAGGUGGCCGUGACCGUGCAAGAGCUGUUCCAGGCGCCCGUGCUGAGGGUGAUGGGCCGGGUGGAGGCUCGCGGCGCGGCCUUCGGAGGAGUGGUCUUGCGCUGCGAGACGCGCCUGCACCCGCAGAAGCGCGACACGCCGCUGCAGUUCGCCUUCUACAAGUACAGUCGCCCUGUGCGCCGCUACGACUGGGAUGCGGAGUACACGGUCCCCGAGCCAGACGUCGAGGAGCUGGAAUCGUACUGGUGCGAGGCGGCUACAACCACCCGCAGCGUCCGGAAACGCAGCCCUUGGCUGCAACUCCCGGGCCGCGGUUCUCCGCUGGACUUGGCGUCCACCACCGCCCCGGUCCCCGGUAACCAGCCGCUUUCCUUCAGAAAGCCCCCGGUGUCCAGAUCGGUCCCGUCGGUCCCCUCCGUCCCGAAUGUCACCUCAGCGGGGCCGCCGUUCCCCGCGGGCGGAGCCCCCACCGCUUGGCCCCGGGCCUGUGCGCCACCGACACCCUUGCAACAAACCGCUGGCGCCCUAAAACCCGACGUGGCCCUUCUGCUCCGAGAAAUGCAGCUGCUCCAAGGCCUUCUCAGCCGGGUGGUCCUGGAAUUAAAGGAGACACAGGCCGUCCCAGGGCACACAGUUGAGACCCCCACUUCCCACUCGGCUGUGAGUCAGGGAACCCCUGAGACCACUACUGUGGAGAGCUGAGGGAGGGGGUGGCUACAGUCCCCUCCAGGCACAUCCGCCUCCGGUCUCCCCUCCUCGCGUCACGUGGAGACCUUACUAAGCCGUGUCGGUUUCUUCCCUCUGUCUUGCUGUGGUUUAUAAAGUGUGGUAGCUGACAUGUCAA
Molecule: messenger RNA, 1416 nt
Organism: Cervus elaphus (red deer)
Lineage: Eukaryota; Metazoa; Chordata; Mammalia; Artiodactyla; Cervidae
Gene: FCRLB
Product: Fc receptor like B
Exons: 6
Coding region: 21-1274 (417 amino acids)
Biological process (GO): negative regulation of immune response; cell surface receptor signaling pathway
Molecular function (GO): transmembrane signaling receptor activity
Source: RefSeq, a predicted model, not a curated record